GUUGAAAUGAGUGAUUUACCAGAAGGAUGGGUCAAGAAGAUGUCUAAAACUCACGGCAAAGAGUACUAUUAUAAUAUGGAGACUCAAGAAAGCACGUGGGAGCACCCAGAACCAGCUCCACGCGCAGACAAAGUGCGCGCUAGCCACUUGUUGGUGAAGCACAAAGAUAGUCGGAGACCAAGCAGCUGGAAGGAGGAUAACAUCACCAGGACUAAGGAGGAAGCUCUGGAGAUUCUUGACGGGUUCAUCAAGGAGAUAGAGGAUGGAGCAUCAUUUGCUGAUUUAGCAAAAGUUAACAGCGAUUGCAGUUCAGCUAGAAACGGUGGUGAUCUCGGCCACUUCGGCAAGGGACAAAUGCAGAAGCCAUUUGAAGAGGCAACUUUCGCUCUCCAAAUUGGUGAAAUGAGCGGUCCUGUUGAUACCGAUUCCGGUGUUCACGUUAUCUUGAGAACCGGAUAAGUUUUACAAUUAGGUGUGCUUUGAUGGGUUUGUAAUAUUUUAUUUCGGAAUUUAUUGAACUACUGAUUUCUUAUUUGACAUUCAUACUUUUUAAACUAUACUA
This is a messenger RNA of Bolinopsis microptera, 562 nucleotides long. RefSeq lists its product as uncharacterized. Bases 7 to 459 code for a protein of 150 amino acids. The transcript is spliced from 3 exons. Gene Ontology annotation, molecular function: peptidyl-prolyl cis-trans isomerase activity; protein binding. Lineage: Eukaryota; Metazoa; Ctenophora; Tentaculata; Lobata; Bolinopsidae. The record is from RefSeq and is a predicted model, not a curated record. Gene Ontology annotation, cellular component: cytosol; nucleus.